AUGCCUCAAUUAAUCUCACCCCUGGCCCUCCGGGCCCUACGGACACUCAUCCACCGUCCUGCCACAACGUCAACACCCCUCCGCACUCUCACAACCAGCGCCUUCCGCCGCGCAACUACAACCACAACCACCCCGAUCACCUCCCACUUCACCUUCACCCCAAUCUUCCGCACCCAAGCAGCCCUCACCCGCCAAUUCUCUAGCUCCCCCAUCAUCCGCGCAACCUACAACCAAGUCCGCCGCGGCUGCCGCAGCGGCCAGCGCGCGCGCCGUGGCCGCUCCCCAGCAUUGAAGAACCACCCUUCUCUCAAGGGCGUCUGCGUCAAGACGGGUAUCACCAAGCCCAAGAAGCCUAACUCAGGCGAGCGCAAGGUUGCCAGAGUUCGCUUGAGUUCCGGCAAGGUCGUUAGUGCUAUUAUCCCCGGUGAGGGUCAUAAUAUUCAGCAGCACAGUGUUGUCCAGGUUCGGGGUGGUAGGGCGCAGGAUUGUCCUGGUGUGAAGUAUCAUUUGGUUCGUGGAGCUAUGGAUUUGGGUGGUGUUGGAAGCCGUGUGACCAGUCGUUCCAAGUAUGGUACGAAGAAGCCUAAGAGCAACUAA
Messenger RNA from Penicillium cataractarum, 597 nucleotides. Its product is annotated as mitochondrial 37S ribosomal protein uS12m. Gene Ontology annotation, biological process: translation. Gene Ontology annotation, cellular component: small ribosomal subunit; ribosome. The record is from RefSeq and is a predicted model, not a curated record. The transcript has 2 exons. Bases 1 to 597 code for a protein of 198 amino acids. Gene Ontology annotation, molecular function: structural constituent of ribosome. Lineage: Eukaryota; Fungi; Ascomycota; Eurotiomycetes; Eurotiales; Aspergillaceae.